Pisolithus orientalis is the source of this 1765-nucleotide messenger RNA. RefSeq lists its product as uncharacterized. Bases 82 to 1518 code for a protein of 478 amino acids. The record is from RefSeq and is a predicted model, not a curated record. The transcript is spliced from 5 exons. NCBI's taxonomy places the organism in Eukaryota, Fungi, Basidiomycota, Agaricomycetes, Boletales, Pisolithaceae.
CUCAACUGGAUUUAUUUUAGGCGAUGGCUGGCACCGUUGACACGAAGCAAUCUCGUGCCGCGCCUAUCCCGUCAUCGAGAUAUGUACCAUAUUUUUCACGGGCUAACGACCGUAUCGAGCCCACUGGGGAUGUCUGUGGGACACUUGCCUGAUAACCUGACCGCAAGUUCAGACACCGUGUUCAGCUUUUGUGAGUGCCUACUGCCUUCUAUUGACGUAUACAAUACGCAGCUAUGCUGGCAGGCGCUACCCUUCCAGUCACCGGAACGGUCACUUCUGCAUCACUCCGUUCUAGCCAUCAAGUAUCACCGAACACGUGUGAGCGUGGCCGUUAUUUGCUAUACUUAUUUUCCUCUGGAAAUCUGGACCCUGGCGUUAACUAGGCCAGUUAACAUGUCAUCCAACAUCGAAUGGUCAUACAUCGACGAAUUCGACCCCCUGAAGACAUACUUCGUAGAGAUUCACCACGUCGCGGCGUAUGUACUCAGUCUACGCAGCCGCUGGCGACUCGAAAAUCUGCGAACGGCAGUACCUGCUCGCUGGCUGAGACUGCUGGCUUUGCAGGGUGAGAAAUGCGCCCACGAGCAAGUAACGGAUUGCCCCCUGCAAGGGUUGUUAUACAACCGCGAAAUCACAAGAGCCCAAUCCAGCGAGAACCCCAGGGUUAGUCCGACUAUGGAUCCGAGCCUGCCCCCAUCAUGCGAAUCCAGCGAAUCGGAAGUUCCAGAGAUCUCGGAUGGAUUGACGUUUGACGCUGCUGUCUCGGAGAUUUUUGCCUACACCGGCAGAGAGAGCGAGGUAUCGACUUCUAUCGCUCGCUUGUUUGCAAGCAUACCCGGAUGCAAAUUAGAGAGGGAUCCUAAUCAUACCUAUUCUCCUAGGGUAUCGACCACACGGCCUCUAGAUUUUAUGUUGUUCUCCUCGCCUUCGCGUAGCGGGAGCCUCGAGAGUCAAUCUCUCGAUAUCUCGCUCUCGACUCGGCCAUCCGUAAUGUUAUGGAUGAAGGGUCCCGCCUAUUGGCGGCACCAAGCGGACACGCGAUUACAGGAGUCUUCACCAGCGCGUCUGCGAGAAGACAUGGCUAGUCAUGCGGGACCGCACCUGAGCAGCCUUAUUGCUUGCUGGACAAUAUCAACAUCUCACUUGGAAGCAAACGUGCUCCCAGAAUGGCUUGUGCUAUUUGGCGUCAUCCACGAUGCAGACCACGUGCGUAUAGUUGCACACAUACCGUUCCGUGGAAGACAUGCGCCGCAUUGUUACUUGUCUUAUCUUGUCGACGAGUUGUCCUUUGGUGCACCACUUUUCCCUCAAGGAAGUGCUACCUGCGGACAAAUAACUGACCGUCUACGUGUUCUUCUGGCUUUCGUGGCUUUACGACGGCACGUAGGUGACUUACGGCGGCUUCUUUUUGGGACUGAGCCCUACCGAGACGAGGCAUUUACUAGUGUGAAAUCAUCUUCCUCGAAGUACUCACGGUGCUCUUCACAUUACAAGACGCCGAGCAACACUUCUGUCUAGCGUUCUCCCUCGCAUGGCAGGGCUAGACGAUGAAACCGCUUACCACCGCAGGAAUAAAUGGCGUUCUCUUUCUAGAGUUGGGUCCACUCCCAAGACGGUAAAUCACUCGAGCGACGGGCACUUAACAUUUUGCACGUCCUCCGCAUCCUGUUGCAGUAGCUUUUCUAUUCUGUCGGAUGAUAUCAGCUCAUCGAGUUACGAGUACUCGGAGCGGUCACGGAGUGGAUCUCGAUGGUCAGGCUUUAUG